AUGAGUGAGAACAUCGAUCUACAAAUUAUAUCAUCAAAGAUCAUCAAAUCUAAUUCGUUUACAUCAUUGAAACUAUCUCCCAAUGAUUGGAUUAUACCUUCAAGUAGCACAAUUAGUUGCAUCUAUUUUUAUGACAUUCAGCAAUGGUCACUCUUCAAACAAGAAGUUAAUGAAAUCUUUAUGAAUGUAGAAAGGUUGACAUCAAGUUUACAGCUUUUGUUAAAGUUUUAUCCUUUAUUAAAUGGUACGUUCAAUGUAUUCGAUACUGAUAAUCGAGUAUCUCUUGAAUACGAAGAAAACAAAGGUGGAAUUUUGUUCGUUUCGACAUUGGUCAAUAUUCCUUUAAGUGAUUUACCAGUCACAGUCGACAAGUAUACUGAUACGAAGAAAAUACCUGAAUCACUUCAACUGAUCAAUUCCUUCCAUCCAGAUCAUUUACUUCAUAUUCGUCAUACACGAUUUUCAUGUGGAAGUGUAGCACUCGGCGUAUCACUGAAUCAUCAAAUUGCUGAUGCACAUUCGUAUUUCCAACUUAUUGAUCACUGGCGACAACUGUACAGAGAUGAAAACUAUCAACCAGACGUCUGUCAUCAACGAUCAUUUCUCGAACCAACUGACGAAGAAAUUCAACAAUUACAAACUUCGAAUCCUGGUUUUGAUAAUCGAAGAAGUCUUGCAUACAAUGAAGAAAUUCCCGAUACUUCGUUACUAACAAAACAAACAGUUGUCAAAGUAUUUCGAUUUUCACAUGAUGAACUGCAGCGAAUGAAAUCUAAUGCGACUGCUCAUCUUUCAUCUGAUAUUCGUUAUCUAUCAACAUUUGAAGUUCUUACCGCCCAUCUUUUUCAGCAUGUCAUGCUCGCGCGUUAUCAUUCAGCAUCCUCGACAUCGUUACAAAGCAAACUCUACAUUUCAACUAAUACUCGUCCACGUUUGGUUCAGCCAUCCAUUCCUACAAGUUAUUUCGGAAAUGCAAUUAUGCUCUCCUAUUCCGAAAUGAUGCUGAAUGAUGUACUGAAUGUUGAUAGUCUCAGUUCAAUCGCAAGUCGAGCUCAUAAAUCAAUUGAAGAGAAUACAAGUUAUGAUAUUCGAACGACUUUGGCUUGGAUUGUCUGUCAGAAGGAUAAAGCAAAGAUACGACCGACUUGGCAUUCCGAAACAACAGACUUUACGAUUUCUGCAUGGAAUAAAAUGGGAAUGUAUACAGGCUCUGAAUUCGAAAGUGAUGUUUGUGCAUGUCGAAUUAUCUUACCACCGGAUGUGAAGUUUAAUGGUGCAGCGAUAUUACUUUCAACGGAAGAAGAUGAUGGAAAUACUUUGACAGCGAAUCGAGCUUGUGAGAAAAAAUCAACUCUAUCUGUACUCCAGAAGUCUCUCGUGCUCAAGCACAAACUUCUGCAAUAA
Messenger RNA from Adineta ricciae, 1404 nucleotides. Lineage: Eukaryota; Metazoa; Rotifera; Eurotatoria; Adinetida; Adinetidae. The record is from the annotation of a GenBank genome assembly.